This is a messenger RNA of Pararge aegeria (speckled wood butterfly), 496 nucleotides long. Its product is annotated as immediate early response 3-interacting protein 1. Gene Ontology annotation, cellular component: COPII-coated ER to Golgi transport vesicle; endoplasmic reticulum membrane; Golgi membrane. Lineage: Eukaryota; Metazoa; Arthropoda; Insecta; Lepidoptera; Nymphalidae. The transcript is spliced from 3 exons. The record is from RefSeq and is a predicted model, not a curated record. The coding region runs from base 165 to 410 and encodes 81 amino acids. Gene Ontology annotation, biological process: endoplasmic reticulum to Golgi vesicle-mediated transport.
ACCGCAGCAUGUGGAGUUGGCAAACCGCUAUAUAUAUAUCACUUCACAGUUGACAGUUGACGUUGAACAAAUAAAAGUCAGCAGUUGUCAGAUUGUAAUAAUAACAAACGGUUGUUGGUCUUAUUUGAUUUUAUUAUCAUUUCUAGUGAUUAGGAGGCCUUAUAAUGCUUACAUUAUGGAAUUUAUUUGAAGCUACAUUACUUUGUCUAAACGCAGUCUGCGUCCUUCACGAAGAAAGGUUUAUGCAAAAAAUGGGAUGGGGAUCAAAUUCACCAAAUCAAGGGUUUGAGGACCAGUCUUCUGUUAAGUUUCAAGUUCUAAAUCUUGUCAGGUCAAUACGAACAGUUACAAGAAUUCCACUCAUUAUUUUAAAUAUAUUAACAAUAAUAUUUAAAUUACUAUUGGGAUAGUGAACAGUUUUGAAGAUAAACAAGGAACAUUCUUACUAUGAGAGGAAGGAUUACAACUAAUAAAUAAAUAAUAUUUUAUUAUUAUA